AUGAUGGAGGUACGGCAAGGUCGCUUCCGGAAACGCCCAGGGUACAGCGUAUCAUCAGCUCAUCCGUCCCUUUCCAUCCAACUUAGACCGUUAGGUGAUUCGUACAAUUUGAUGGAAGUGAUUGAUCCGUCGCCUUUGUCCUUGGCGGCAGCAUCUCUACCUCCAAUGCAACAAAGUAGUGCAGCGAUGUCGUCGUCUAGCAUACUCUGGAAGUACACCGGCUUCUUGCUAAUAUCAUUGUUCUCCUUUGUCGUGUAUCUAGUCAUGCCAAAAGGUUUGCGCAAAGCAUACUGUCGAGCAGGACGUAGAAGGUAUUCCCAGUAUCCGUCACGCACAGAGGGCCGCUGUCCCUCCAAAACCUCGAAAAUUGAUCCCCAGGAUAAAGGGAGUGACCUGCAAAGCGAUGGUACUUUGCGCUUCACGGAUAAUGGCAACAGUCUGCGAUUGAUUAAGUCCUCCAGAUUAGACGAAACCACCGAUCAUCAAGAAAAGCUCAUGAGGGGCGUUCUGGAAGCCCGCACCAACGGAUCUUACGCAGCGGCGAGGAGCCCAACGGUUGUGCAUGAGAAUUUCUCGAAUGGACUCCAAAAUACUGUACCCGCAAAAGAAUCUGGGGCGGACAGCAACGCUUCCAGUCCUUUCCGGGGCAAUUUAUUUCGCCCCUUCCAGACACUCCGUCGUGCUCCCAGCGCUUCUCACCCUGGAAUUCCACAUACUCCUAAUUCCAAAAUUCUCAACAUGACCUUCGAGCGGCUCCGAUCCCGGGGAGCCCGAUUGGUGGCGCACGGUGUGCAGUGCGAUCCCAAACGCGUCUGGAUUCGUGUCGAUGAGGAUACCUGGAAUUUGUCGUGGCAAACAGAGUUUCCGCGAGACGUUACCAACUCUUCUGGCGAAACGACCGUGGUCCUCAUGCGGGGUGCCGCCCACACAAUUGCUCUCGCCAACGUGCUGUACGUGGACAUAGGGAAGAAAACGGCAGCCCUACUUAAAACGACGCAUACUGUACCGGCGUCGACCUGUUUUUCGCUCUUGACGCAGAAUGGAUCACUGGACCUGCAGACGAAUUCUAAACUGGAAAGGGAUGCAACGGUAUGUUGUUUGAGCAUGAUCCUGGAUCAGGUGCACGAGACAGACUGGAGACGCAUACACGGUGCGAGCCCACCAGCGUCGGAGCUAAUGUCCGUUAAUCUUUCGGGCAUUGGGUCGGAGGCGUUUCACAAUACUAUGAAUGACAUUUAG
Phaeodactylum tricornutum CCAP 1055/1 is the source of this 1239-nucleotide messenger RNA. RefSeq lists its product with no specific name. Lineage: Eukaryota; Bacillariophyta; Bacillariophyceae; Surirellales; Neidiaceae. Bases 1 to 1239 code for a protein of 412 amino acids. The record is from RefSeq and is a predicted model, not a curated record. The transcript has a single exon.